CCCGCCCGCCGGCGCCGCACCUGCCCUCCGAGGCUGGGGUCCGACGCCCGGUCGGAGCAGGCGGCCCGCGACGCCCCGGCAGGAGGAGGCCCGCGCCAUGGCCGCCCGGCUGGGCGCGCUCGCCGCGUCGGGGCUGUACCGGCGGCGCCAGCACCGGCAGAGCCCGCCGCCCUCCGCGCCCGGUAACAUGUCCAACGCCUUGGCCAACGCGGUGUGCCAGCGCUGCCAGGCCCGCUUCGCCCCCGCCGAGCGCAUUGUCAACAGCAACGGAGAGCUGUACCACGAGCACUGCUUCGUGUGCGCCCAGUGCUUCCGGCCCUUCCCCGAGGGGCUCUUCUACGAGUUCGAAGGUCGGAAGUACUGCGAACACGACUUCCAGAUGCUGUUUGCCCCGUGCUGUGGGUCCUGCGGUGAGUUCAUCAUCGGCCGCGUGAUCAAGGCCAUGAACAACAACUGGCACCCUGGGUGCUUCCGCUGCGAGCUGUGCGACGUGGAGCUGGCCGACCUGGGCUUUGUGAAGAACGCAGGCAGGCACCUGUGCCGACCCUGCCACAACCGCGAGAAGGCUAAGGGCUUGGGCAAGUACGUCUGUCAGCGCUGCCACCUGGUCAUCGACGAGCAGCCCCUCAUGUUCAGGAACGACGCCUACCACCCGGACCACUUCAGCUGCACCCACUGCGGGAAGGAGCUGACUGCGGAGGCCCGGGAGCUGAAGGGCGAGCUCUACUGUCUGCCCUGCCAUGACAAGAUGGGGGUCCCCAUCUGUGGGGCCUGCCGUCGGCCCAUCGAGGGCCGCGUGGUCAACGCGCUGGGAAAGCAGUGGCACGUGGAGCACUUUGUCUGCGCCAAGUGUGAGAAGCCCUUCCUGGGGCACCGGCACUACGAGAAGAAGGGCCUGGCCUACUGUGAGACCCACUACAACCAGCUCUUCGGGGACGUCUGCUACACCUGCAGCCACGUGAUCGAGGGCGACGUGGUGUCGGCCCUCAACAAGGCCUGGUGUGUGCACUGCUUCUCCUGUUCCACCUGCAACAGCCGGCUCACCCUGAAGAACAAGUUUGUGGAGUUUGACAUGAAGCCUGUGUGUAAGAGGUGCUACGAGAAGUUCCCCCUGGAGCUGAAGAAGCGGCUGAAGAAGCUGUCGGAGCUGGCGGCCCGCAGGGCUCAGCCCACGUCCUCCGGCCUCCACCCCGCCUGAGAGGCCCGCCCUCAGGCCCACCGCCCAGCUUCCUGCUCAUCCCUCCUUGCUCCCCAGGGCAGCUUCACUCCCACCCCAGCUGCGGACCUGUGGCCUCCUCCUCCUCCUCCUCCCUCUGGCCCCUCCCCUCC
Messenger RNA from Hippopotamus amphibius kiboko, 1329 nucleotides. RefSeq names its product LIM zinc finger domain containing 2 (gene LIMS2). Lineage: Eukaryota; Metazoa; Chordata; Mammalia; Artiodactyla; Hippopotamidae. The transcript has 10 exons. Gene Ontology annotation, biological process: positive regulation of substrate adhesion-dependent cell spreading; cell-cell adhesion; positive regulation of integrin-mediated signaling pathway. The record is from RefSeq and is a predicted model, not a curated record. Gene Ontology annotation, cellular component: cytoplasm; cell-cell junction; focal adhesion. The coding region runs from base 98 to 1198 and encodes 366 amino acids.